GGGAUGUUUCCCAGCUAAAAGUAAGCCGUAAAACCUGUAACCAGAGAGAGAGAGCCCGCCCUGUUGAGAGGGUUUACCCAUGCGGACAAUAUCUCCAGACUGAAACGGCACCAUGUUUGACUAUCUGGAAUUUCAAGCUUUCGGUCCAGGAGAAUUCAUGGAUUUCUACACAACAUCCAGCCCUGCAUGCAUGCUGCAGAAGCAGGACCAGGAUGACCUGGCAGACUACUUCCCCGAGCUUCUGAUGGAGGCAGAUUGGCAGCAGCACCGAUGCUCACAGUGUAGGUGGAAACUGCUGGUUAAAAUCUGAAUUAGUCAUGUUUUGGUCAGUGUCCUUGUGGAAAGAGAUGGCUUAUUAUCCUGUCAAAAGUCAUUUAUAUGAAGAAAAGCUAGUGUUAAGUAUGUUGCUCAUACUGUGAAAGUCCAUCUUGUGUAUGUAUGGUUGAUUUUGCAUCAUUAGGCCCUUAAUACUGCUAUGUCUUUGACACACUAACUCACUAAUUCAUAAAAAUUUAAUAAAUAGCACAACACCUUCAAGAGGAGCUUCAUUGACAUUUUGGGACAAGUCAAUAAUAUAGUAAAACAUUAGGAUGCUCUUCAAGACUGGAAUACAGAAUCUGAUUAUAGGUGAGAGACGGAAUAAAUCAUGGUUAAGGCUGCACAAUAUAUCACAAAUUUAUCAGUUUAGGCAUUUGCAAUAAAUGCUUAAAAAUCUUUUGUUUAUUCUGAAAAACUAAGACAUGAUUUUACAUCCCAAAUCAAUGGUUUGUGUUUAAUCUGUUAGAUGUAGGCCUGCUUCUUAUAUUGCCAUACUUUUGCACCAUUUUGAUGCAGUCAAAUGCCGUCAACUGACCUUAAAUUUAGAGCCUUUUGGAUUCAGGACAAACAUGUUGCAAACAAAGAUAAUCCCCCAUAGCAACUGGGUUAUUUCUGGCUAACAUGCAAUCUUGAAUACUUGUUUAUUUAUUAAGAACACAUGUUAGUGAUUUGGAUAAAUUAACUGCACUUUUUGUCAUAUCACACAAGUGGUAAAAAUACAGAGAUAAGGUCCAUAAUAUUACUGUAAAAUUGAUCUGAAAUAACAAAUUAUAAAGAAAGAAUUAUGUGUUUUCAAUACACGUAUGUUUCACAUUGAAAUGCUUCAAUAUAAACAUCUUGCAGGAAAAAGACACAUAUCAAUGUCAGUUUUUGCCAGUAUCCUGUAGUCCUGAUCAAGAUGCACUCUGUUCAUUCAUGAAAAAUACAGGGAAGUGAAAAUGUAAGUGAUAAUGAAGCAUGCAGAUGUAAACUAUCUAAGGAUUGUGCGCAAGAGUUGCUAAAAUUACUAUAAUUAAAUCAAUUAAACCCUAAAACACUGAAUAAAAAUCAGAGAUGCAUGGUAUAAUGAGGCUAUGCAAACGUUCUGCAGCAUGCAUACAAAGAAAUAUUUUAAUUAUUAUAAAUCUGGCCUGGAAAUCGUAGUUGUACAAUUGAAUUUAAAGUCAGAUAUCAAGUUUACAUCUAUUAGCACUUUUGGCAGAGAAAUAAAGUGGGACAUGACAAUUAAGCAAAUAAUUAAUGAGUAAUAUACAGGAGGAAUUAAAUGAUCAAAUGUAUUGAUACAACAAAUGACAGAGCCAGAAUGACAGAGCCAUAUACUCUCAGUAAAUUAAAGGUAAGACAACAAAUAAAACGAACCAUAGAAAUGAAAGACAACAAAACUUAACAGUAUAAACACAAAUAAAAACCAAAUAACUUUACUUUAAUGUUGUUAUUUAACUGUCAUUUCUCGUGUCUAAUGAUUAAGAUUUCAACAUCAAAAAGGCAAGUAGGAAAAAUGUCAAUAUAUGUGUUUUUCAGCAACCCUAACUAAGAAGUGUAAUGGAUGCUAUCUUAACCAUUUUUCAGUGAAAGUGUUGAAGAAGCGUGUUUGUUUGGAUAUCAAACCUGUCUUUUAGGGCAAAGUUAUGACUGUGAUCAAAUGCUGUGUAUUAUUAAACACUGCAGGAGUUCUCCUAUUUUUCUAAAAGCUAAAUAUAGAGGCACUCGGUGAGCUGCAGAAAGCACAGCUCUGUCUCAGAGCGCGGAGAUGUUCAUGAAAGUGUUGUGGUGGUCUGUGUUUGGGACCAGGCGAGCAGGGCCGGUCAGUUUGGGGUCACUGCGGGUUCACCGGACGGUCAUCGGCUCAGGAGGUCAGAGAAGAGCCAGACUGCAGCGGUGGAGGAAGUAGUUGGAGAUGCUGAAGUAAAAGUGCAAUAAAAGUAAAAAGACCCUUAAGUCCUGCGUUUGAAGGUGAAAGUUCAGAGUGUAAGAUGGCGUUUUGUCUUCUGAGGUAACAGGAUGUAACUCAGAUGCUGGAUGAAUAAAGUAAAAUUGAAAAGUACAUUAUAGUAUUUAGAUUUGUAGAAGAGUAGGAAAAAGAAACUUAAUUAUGUGCAGUACUUGAAAUAAAUGUUCUUUUCUUUAAAGUUUAAAGUAUUUCAAAGGGUAAAAAAACACAUGAAACAGAUUUUCUUUUCACUUUUUAUUUAGUUAUUUUUGAACUGUAGUUUAUUUCUGAGAGACAGUUAAAACACCAUUUCUGAAGCUGUCUCUACAACAUGUUUUAUUUUCUUUUUAUAUAGUUUCAUCUGAUUUUGAGGGAUGACAAAGUACCAAUACUCUUGACAAAUGAAAUAACCCUGAAUUAUAACCCUUUGGUAGUCAUGUUGCUUGAAAGAGAAUGAUCAAGAACCGAUUCAAUGUGCUGAAAAUUUUUCCCACCAAAAAAGCCUCAAAAUUUGUUGUUAUGAAUAUAUUUGAUGCUCUUGAUCAAGAAUAGGCAAAGAUAGAAAAAAGUUAUAAUAUCAGGAACCAACUGAAAAUGAGUUUUUCUGCUCCUACAAGAUUAUAUGUUCAGGAUAAUCGAAUCAAUGAAUCUAAAAACUAAUCAGCUGAUAAAUCAAUAACGACAGACUUUAAAAGGAAGUGCAUUUAUUGAAUUUUCAUUUGUGAACGUUAGAGGAGCUUCAUUAAGGUUCGGUCAAUCUGAAACAAGAGCGAUGAUCCUCUUGGUCAUUAUCAGGAUAACUGAAAUCAACAUCAGGCAGCAUGUAGAGCCACACAAUGCAUCGUCGAUACAUCAAAUAACACCACCUAAAUUGGGGUGGGGGGCGCCCUCCUCCCCUCUCCUCCAGUCCAAAUCAGUUACACCGCCCCACCACACACACUUUCUGUUUCUUCUCCCUCCCUCUCAUCAGUCAGCUGGGCUUGUGGCAUGCUCCUGCAUUGUUUUGUGUUGGGAGAGCGCUCGGGCUCCUUCGCUGAUGGGGGGUGGUGUCCUCGUGUGACCCACUAAUUCCAGGUUCAACCAGAGGCCACGGGUUCAAGGGGAUGGAGAUGUGCAAUUUUUCUCGUUUUGUCCCUUUCUCAGAAUGUCUUUCUUCGUUUUCUGUUCGCCGUGGAGGUGAACAGAGAGCUGGCGGGGAGGCUGAGCGAGCCCCACAGAGUACGGAGGCUCUCCUCUGAGAAGUGGUCUCUGAGUGGGAGGGGGUCACUGUUGUUAUUAAUGUAGUUGAAUGAUACACUGAACUGGAAAAUGGAGGCUGAAGCUGUGCUACAAUGGGUGCAGCUGCUGAGGAUUUUGGAGAGAAGGAAAGUCUAAGAUGCCCAUAGAUGCCAACUUACUAACACUACAUCCUGUGCUGGUAUCUCACUGUUAUAGUUUCUUAUUGUCCUUUAAUAAUAGACCUAAAAGCAGCUGAUUUGGUGGCUUCUUGGAUUCAAUUUCAAAUCAGUUUAAUUACUGGAACACUUGCUUAUUGCACUUUUAAGCACUUGUGCCAGGGAUAUGUCCAGAUUCGAAGACUGGGGUGGCCCAACCCAGACUCUGACAUAAACAGGGGUGUCUGUGGUGUUUUUGGUCAAGUCAAACUGAAGGUUAAAGUUCAAUAAAAUUAAAUAAGGUCCAAAAUAAUUCAGAGCAGGUCAAUAAUAACCAAAAGUUGCAACACAAAAGUCUUUGAAAUUUAAUUCUACAUGUUCAUUUUAAGUUACAAAUGAGUAAGAGAACAAAAAAAGUGCUUAAUUUGAAUACAAAGACAAACUGGCCCAGGUUGUUUGCACUUACCAAAUAGUUUAGUUUAGGAUUGAGUUUAGUGGUGGCAGAUAUGAGGCUUAUCUGCUGCAGCUUCAAAAAGUCUGAUAAAGAAAGAUAAGAUGGGUGAUCAUUGACUUGAGGUAUUUUAUCAAAAACUUUAGUCACCGUAUAAUUUUGCUGUAAUUUUAGAUGUUUUGUAACACAAAAUAAUGAAGUUUAUUUAUAAUUACCUUGUUUUAAUACAGCAAAAUAAGGUUUAAUCAGACUGACUGACCUUCAACAUUAGAAAAGUUCUUUCCUGACAAACCAUGUUACAGUCGAUAAGUAAUAGGAUAAGAAUAAGAAGAACUUAAUUAAUCCCUGGAGGGAACAAAUAUUUUGACAAUUCAGUUGCAGUAUUUGCAGUAUUUUAUCACUGUCACUUGUUUUUGUUUUAUUUAACUUUUCAAAAGCAAAUCAAAACUUACAGAAACUUUGUUCCACCUCGCUCUACAAAAACAAACUCAGACGGGUCAAAUCUGAGUCUGCGGACUUGUUAGUCACACUGUGUUGUAUUUUGCGUCAUGUGUGUUUUCUUGUCUUGUGUGUUUUGCAGCCGUGGAGAGCCAGAGCUCCAGCUCAAGCUCAGACGACCUGUUCGCCAGCCCGCCCUCCCCACCACCCCCUCCUCGCACUUACAAGCCCUGUUUUGUGUGUCAAGACAAGUCCUCGGGCUACCACUAUGGCGUCAGCGCCUGCGAGGGCUGCAAGGUAACACGUUAAGCCUGUGGUCCACUUAACACGGAAAAAAAUACACUUUUGUUAUGCUCCAGUAGAGUGCUGAGAAACACGGGGAGGUGACUGCUUUCAUGAGAGCCGCUAUAAGAGGAUAAAGACUGUUUAUCAGUUCAGGAUAAAACCCUUUCAAUGACGACAAAGCUCAAAAGAAAAAUAAAAGGAUCUGCAGCUUUAUUCUGUGUAAGUGGUUUUCUCUGAAUGCUUUAUCAGUUUUUGAUUUUCUUUAUUUGCUCAGAGGAAACACCAGCAUCACUGGGUGGCCUGGACUUUGUCCUGAUGCGUGUUAAACAGCAGUAUCUUUGUCAACAUUACAGUAACAGAAAUCAAUACACAGAUAAAACAUCCUGGUCAAUUAGAUUUACAGCUUCAGUUACACAAAAGAAAAUGAGUCUAAUGUAGUUGUCUGUUUUAAUAAUUCAUCUGUUUUUUAGUUAACUUCAUAGUUCAGUUUCUUUGUUUUGUUGUCGUUGCUGCUUUUUGGGGUCUAUAAAUCUCGAUAUUUUAACAUUUGUCUGUAUGAUAAACUCUUAUCAGGGUGUCGUCUCCCUAAAUUAGUCCUGUAACACUGUGAAAGCCCAUACUUUGUUGCUGUUUGUGUUUUUUUGUAUACAUGUUUUCUUCACUUCGGUAGAUGUCUUUCACUGACCCUCUUUCAUGCUUUUACGUCCAGUCUGCCCUCUUUUUUUAUCUGUGAGGCUGGAAUCAGAAACAGUACACUAUAUAUGCCAUUAUUUCUUUCCACUAAAUAAUUUGAUGCAGUUAUGUGUGAUCAGGUUGUGUUGCCUUUGCUAUUUAGAUUUAAUUACUAUUGUUCAGGAGUUCUGACCAAUCAGAUUCAAGCACUUAGCACAGAGGGAUAAUUAGCAAGAAAGCCAGGUAAUGGCUUUUGUUUUGUGCGAAGUUCUUGUAUUUUUGCGAAAAUUUGAACUCCAUUUUCCCAAAAAACAAAAAGCAUUUUAGGGAAUUUCUACUGUAAAAGUGAUUGAUCUGCAUACAUCUACAGUUUCUCCACUAUGUUAGCUUUAACGUAAAAGAAGUUGAUCAAAGCUCCACUGAGUAACUUUUAAUUCGUGUUGUCGGCGCCCCUUGUGGACAAAUAGAUGCACUUUUUUUAUAGUGUCACAUGUCACCUAUUUAGAAUUUUUGCCUUCAUAAAUUAAAGCCGCAUGCUGCAUGAACGGGCGCUCACUCCUCUGUUUAAAUUGUAGCGUCUCAUAGCUACAAGGUUUGUAGCAGCUGUUUGUUGCAGCUGGGUCAGAUUAGAGCAUGUUCAGCUCACAACAUAGAAUCAAGAUUAUUUCCUGUCUCAUGGCAAAACUUAAAAACUUGAGGAUUGGAUGCGCCUGCGUUUACAAAACUCCAGUUUCACUUUGUUCUACAACCAGCUAAAAACUCAUCAGAGGAGCUGUAAAUACACAAUAUCUCCUAACUAUAUUUUCUUCUGCUUUAAAGUCACUCAAACAUUGAAAUAAAAAAGGCCAUUAUUUCACAAUGUAAGGAUUUAUUUGCAGGAUAUUUCCCUUUCAUGUAUUUGUACAGAAACUCAUGGUCCCUAUGGAUUUAUGACUGUCUAUUAAAACACUGAUUGUUCCUUUAAUGCUUUCAGUGAAUCAGAUUUUGGCAUAGUUCUUAAAGUAUUUCAUCAUGUACUGAUUAAUUUAUGGUAUUUAAGUCAAACAGAUAAAUAUGUCAUCUUUACUGCAGCAUUUUUAUCUUCCUGUGUUCUUGUUUGCACAACAAUACUCCCCUAAAAACCCUUUAAAAAUUUGAGUAAACAAACCUGUUUUUCUUGUCAAACAGACUCCAGGUGGAAUGUUUUCAUAGUGUGGUAACUUCAAAUUAUUAAUACCUUCUCUCUGCAGGGCUUCUUCCGCCGCAGCGUGCAGAAAAACAUGGUGUACACCUGCCACCGGGACAGAAACUGCAUCAUCAACAAGAUCACCAGAAACCGCUGUCAGUACUGCCGCCUGCAGAGGUGCUUCGCCGUGGGAAUGUCCAAGGAGUGUGAGUUUCCCUCUCUGUGUCUCCCUCUGGUGAUUCAAAGAGAUAAAGAAGCUCGAGUGAAUCUUGACUUAUUGUUAUAAACACUCCGAGAGCAGGUAACAACAGAUUCAAGGACGGGUUCGACUGAUAGUUGACGACAGAUUUCCAGUCUCUUUGGUUGGAGAGGGAAAUGUCUCAGAGGUCACUGUCACAAAAGGUGAUUAUUAACCCAGGCCUCUUAUUUUUGUUUGGCACAACCUGUUAUGUAAGUGAAUCAUAAAAGAUGAGAGGUUUACAGGCGUACUUGAACAAAAGAAACUCGUGUAGUGUUGAUCCGAACACAUGCAGUAUAAUAACAGAGAAACUUUAAUAACACUCCUAUUUAGAAUAGUUUGGCACAGUGCAAAACAUCUAACCUCUUCACAGGUAACAAAGUGUACUGUUGGCAUCAUGUGUUUAAUUUUAAUGGUGACCAAAUACUUUCUAAGUGUUCUUGAAUGCAUCAUAAGAAGAAACAUGUGAGCAGCCAUGUGAGUAAGUGGAGGUAAUAUCUGUUUUUAGAGGGUUUGUGUUGCUGUUUCGACUCCCUGUGACUAGGGAUGGGUGAUAAAUUAUAGUUCUCGAUUUAUCAUCAGAAAAACAUUUGCUAUCUCACGAUAAAUGCAAUAAGAGUUUUGAAUAAAUGUUUUAAGUUUUUUCACAUUUCAGACUUGAAAUUUCAGUUUGAUGUCACUAGUUUUCUCCAUAAACUACCACUUAAAGUUGUGUUUAAGUAUCUAAUUUUACUACGCCCACUGGUAAGCGCCAUCCAAGAACUAUGAUUGUGGUGUCCUCAAGACAGAAUGAUUCAGAAACACUGAUAGGAAUUAUAUUUUUUUAUCGUGACUUUUAUCCUUAUCACCAAAUUGGCAAAACUUACUAUGAUAAUUUUUUUCGCCCAUAUCGCCCAUCCCUACCUGUGACUCCAAAUGAAACAAUUUUACAACUAAAAUGGAAACCCUUUCAACUGCACCAGCUCCAAGAAACUCCUUAACGCCUACUGUACUUUUUACAACCUGAUCUACACUUCAAACUAUUUAAGCAAGCUGUCAAAAUCUAGACAACUCUAAUCAGGAAACCUGCAGGGGUUUUAAGUUGUUUUUUUACACCCUGCUGCUAAAGGGGCCAAAAAUCUCCAAUUAUCCAACCAUUUUUAUUUUUGCAAGUUUGGAUCAAAUUUAUGAGCAUUUUAAAUAGAAUAGAAUGUAGAAUAUUCCUUUAUUGAUCCCCCAUGGGGGAAAUUUUUUUUGUCACAGCAGCUCCUAUCAGGAGUUUAAAGCUCCUAUCAGGAGUUUUUUGUCAUUUGUGAAAUAGCUUUAUAAUUCGUAAUGAUGUCUUUUCAUGUCAUCUGAAAGCAAACAAGACCAUCAGCAACAAGACUGACACUUUUUAAACCUAAUUUUAAAUGCUCUAAAUCAGUGUUGGGGGGGUAUGUGUCAGAAACGGUCCUAUUUGUAGAGUUUAUACUAAAAUUUACUGUAAAUAAUACUCUGGACCAUCAAAAGUCAGCAGGAUUAGAUUCCUGGUCAAAAGCCAUUACUUAGGCCUGUAGGGGACAUGAUUUAAAAAAAAUACUCUUUUGACCACAGGGGGCGCCAAAAAAGACACAAAAACAAAGUUCCCAACAGGAGCUUUAAAUGUGUUUACAAACAACUUAAACUUGCUUUUACUGGAAAAAGCAAACACACACACACGCAUACUCUUCUCCUCCUGUUGUGUCUCUUUACUUUGUGUGUCCGAUCUGUUGACAGUAUCCAUCAGCAGCAUGUUCAUUUAGAUGGUUUUAAAAUGUGAAAUGAGGGAAAUUAGACAUACUUAAACAUCUUAUUUUACAACAAUCCAAAACUAACUGUGCAGAUUAGCUUCAGCAGUAACCAUCUGUACAUAACAUCUAAAACAGCGAUAUAAAAAGGUUGAUAUUUAGUAUGAGACAAUGAAAGUUUAUCUCUGCAUGAGCAGGAGAAUCUCAUCCUCUGAUCACCUGCACAGCGGGAGUCAGUCAGGCACUGCAGAUUACGAUACAGAGAGUGACAAGAGAUCUUAGAUGGCAAGCUUAGUGAAUCUCAUCUUGUUUCUGAGUAUAAGAACAGAGCUGAAAAAUCUCUGUGACAAAGUUUAAUCAUCUUUCUCACAAAAGCUAAUGAGUUUCUGUUUAGUUUGUCGGUCAGUAAUGUGGAGGAGGAAAGCCUGGACAGUGAAACAGAAACAAAGGUCAGGGUCGAUCUCUGUGCUGCUCUCUCCCCGUGUCAAUGAUUUAUUUUUCCAGAAACCAGCUGGUCAUGAGCAAAACACUAAAGCAUGUGAGAUUUACAAGAGGAAAGAGGCUGUUUUGGUUUUCCCAAUUAGGAAGCUGACCCUGAUGGUGGCUGGGGAAACAGUGUCUCCUAAAUGUUGGUCUUGGAAACGUCUCUAACAAGCUUUUUUCCUCUUGACUUGGAAAGUUCAAAGAUUUUCUGGAGUAAAAAAAAGAGUAACCCAGUUUCUCGAUGUUAAUGGGUCAUAUUAAAACCUCCUGAGUCACGAUGAAGGAGGAAUCCUGAUGCUGAGAACUUUAGAGAAACAGACUGAAACUGCACGAUGAACAGCAGCAACACUCGUAAAAGACAGAAACAAACUCUGAGUUACCCAAAAGUAAAGUGACCUAAAUUAGAGAGUGUGUGUGUGUGUUAUGUAGAAUGAUCUGUAGGAUAGCGAUAGGGCUGCAGCGAAGGAUCCACCCCUCCACAUGUCCGUUGUUGCUCCUCCACUCUCAGACACUCACACAUUACAUAAAUACAUCACAUGUAUCGGACAGAUGGAUGCUAUGUAACCGCUCGCCGUCUGCCUCAGCCGCUGUGUAAUAUGAUCUCACUAGGAGUGUUUACACAAUGACGACUAAAUGUAGGGCACCCAGAGAGAGGAGGAGGAAGAGGAAGAGGAGGAGGAGGAGGGGGUGAGGUGGGGAGGUGGUGAAGGGGGAGGAGAUUUGUAGUAAGGACAGCAGAGAGCGAGGUGUUGCAUAAUCCUGGACGCGGCAGACAUGUGUGUAGCUGCUCGGAUCGAGUCAGUAGGACGACAGAAACGUGUUGACACGGUUACAGAAGUGAUUAUGAAAGGCUAACCUGGUUUAGGCGGCUUCACGUGCUCCCCGGUGUAACAGAUAAUCCACUCAGCUGGAAGCCAACUCUCUUAACCAGAGACGGAGUUUCACUGCAGCAGACGGCUCACAGACAGGUCUUCUCAGAAACUGUUUUUCUUCUCCACCUGACCUGAACUGAAUCCUGUUUUCAUACUCGGUUUAUUUUUGUCAUAGUUCAGGUGAGCUCCCUCAUAACUCCGCCAGAGUUUCCAGUUUUUUUUACACCGCAGAGUUAUUUUUGGAAAAUAUUCAUCCACUUGUGAAACACUCUCUCCACUUGGUUGUAAAAUACCGACACUUCGUCGCUGUUCUCAGCUCGACAAACACCCAAACCACACUUGAAAUGAAAAUACUAACUUACCACAGCAUGAAUAGGGGCUCAAAGUCAGCUGUGGUGGAAAACUAAGGGGGUUACCAUAGUUACCAGUAACCAUAGUUCGGUCUAGGGUGUUUAUUCGCUUGUUUCACUCCAUUUUUGUGCGCCAUAUUCUAUCCCAAACACACAAAUUAAUACAAGAGAUGAGGGUUUCCUUAUCAAACAUAGUUAAGAGGUGAAACAUUGUGAGGGUUUGUUGUGUUGAAAUGAUGUAACAGAUAAAUCGACAUUCUCUCUCACCUUCCUCCAGGUGAGCUCCUCCUUGUUUCUGCGUCUGUAUUAAAAACAAGUCAUUUCCUGUAGCUCAGGUAGCUGCAUACUGUCACCAUCAGAAGACUGAACCUCCAUCAGCGCCACUUUCAUAAAAUAUGUCAACAGGAAAUCUUUAAUGAUUUGGAAUUUCCCCCCGUGGGACUAUUAAAGGAACAUCUUAUCUUAUGAUGAGGUAUGAGUGAAUGAAGCGAAUACUGUGUAGAAUAAUUUCCAAAAUUUGCGCAGACCUCAUAACUGAUCAUGCCUUUGCGUUGACUCUUUAUUUGAGUUUGGUGUGAACACAACAUCAGGCAUGUCGGCCUCUCUGGGUUUUUGGUCCUGCUGAUUAUUGGGCUUAUUUUGGGUUUGAGGCCCAUCAUCUGUUUCUGUCUUUGACUUUUCAGUCGAUCAUUAAAAUAAAUCAAUUAAAAAGUUGUGUUAGUUUAUCUCCACUGCCAAUAUGUCUUCCCCUCUGGUUUUGUUUAUUUGCUUCUCCUGAUGUCCCUCCCACAUCGCCUAAUGUACUGGCUAGACGUCACAUAACCGUGUGAUGUAACUGUACUGUGAGUGUAACUUGUAAACUGAUAACUCUUUCUGUAGUUUUGAUCAAUUUCAGACAUUGGUGACGUGGUUUCAGUCCUGAUGGUGACCCUUAAGUCCAACCUCCGCUCAGACUUGUGUCUGUUUUUGGACAGCCACCAUCAGCUGCUCGGUUUUCCUCGUUAUCAUAGCCGAGUUGUUUAAAAACUUCUUGUUCAAACCGAUUAGUUUUUGUGCGAACUGUCCAGAUAAAGCUGAAGAGGAAAUCUGUUAUCUAUUUUUAGCACACAUGAUCACAUCUGUUUGUUUAUCUUUUGGUCGUGUGUCUGAACGUCUUUUAACCUGCGCUGUGUUUUCCCUCAGCUGUAAGAAAUGACAGGAAUGGGCGGAAGGCGAAGAAGGAGGCGGUGAAGAUGACGAUCAUGGAGACGUACGAGCUGACGGCGGAGCUGGGGCUGAUCGUGGAGAAGAUCUGCAGAGCCCACAGAGAGACCUUCCCCUCUCUCUGCCAGCUGGGAAAAUACACCACAGUGAGUGAGAAGAUAAUAUCACCUUCAGAGUGGAGAAGAUCAACGCUGUGGAGAGUUUUAUGUUGAUAUGAAGUACAAAGACAGCAUAUUUAACGCUGAGACUGUAAAAAAGUGUUUUAUAAAAAUAAUUUCAUCAUUUGAAUUUGAGAAUUUUAGGAUAUUUCACAGAGGUUGGGGCAGGAGACACAAAACACAAAAUAAGAUGAGUGCGAAAGCAAAGAGUGAAACAGUAAAAUUUCAGGAUUUCGUCAUCUGAAGUGAAUAAUAUGAAAAGAUUCAGGGAUGGCCUUUACUUGAUGGCUUUAAUACGAAAGAGGAUCAGGGCCACAUAAAGAGAAAAAAAAUAAUUACAGGAAGGAGAUUGAAGACAAAAUUUCGAGAUUAAAGUCAAAAUUCAAAGAAGUUGAAAUUUUGACUUGACUCAUGUUAACUUUAAUCUUGAAAUUUUAACAUUAAAAAAAAUCUAAAUUAUGUCAAUAGUCAGAAUUUCGACUUUUUAAAAAUUUCGACUUUAAUCUCAAAAUGGAAAUUAAUAAAAUCUCCCUCCUGUAAUAAUUUUUGUUCUCCUCUUGUGGCCCUAAUCCUCUUCAUACUUUAAACUUUGUGCUCUCGUGCCACUGCAUUAAAAACAGAUGCGUCUCUGUAGUGAUAUUCACUGCAUGGGACCAAAGUCACUGUAAAAAACGAGUCUUUGUGAACACAAACCAUAAAGAGAGAACGAGUCUUCAACAUGAUCCAGAAGCACAGACUUAUUUAAGGUGGGCUGAGGUGAAACAGAAUCAAAAUUUGACAUUUUUUUGGAAAUCAUGGAGAGAAAAGGAGAGGACAUUUGAAAGCGUACAGGUCCAUGUCAGGGGAGAUGUCUGCAUUAAUGCUGAACAAUAAGGAGCAACAUAUGCUGCCUUUCAGAAAUGACCUUUUUCAGCAAGGACCUCGCAAAUCUGAGCGAUACAGCACCAAAACACAUUCUGGAUUUCUUAGUGGAAGAGUCUGAGUUAUAAACAUGCAAGAUGACGAAUGAGACUUCAGAUUGUUUGGCAGUUAGAAUCCUACAUCAGGCACAAAUGAGGCAACAUUUCUGGUUUCUUAACAUGUACGGAGUUGUUAAAAUUAGAGGUAAAGCCACAUGAUGGUAAAGAUUUUUUUACACUUUGCACAAUGUCCCAACUUUUGUGAAACUGGGGUUGCAGCUCAUUCGUGAAUCAUAUGGUUUGAAUCUUAUACUAAAGAGAGCUCAACAAAGCCUCUUAUAAAAGGUGCUUGUAGGACUGUUUUUCAUUCAUACAUAAUGUAAAGAUCGUCGUGCGCGUCACGAAUCAACAUAACUGCAAAUCCCUGUGUUACAUAAUAGUUAUCUAAGGAGGAGGAUGUAGCAGGGAGCGCCUUUCCUCAUGAUAAUGAUAAUGAUAAUAAUAAUGAUACACGAAUGUUUGUCACAACACGUGUUUGUGGUUUGACCACUCAGCAGAAAUGAGCGAUGCUGGGAAGAACGAGAAACACAAGGAAAUACAGGAGGAAAAAUAAACCUGAUGAGCUGUUCAUUAAAAAUGUCGUUUGUUUGUCUCUAGAGAUAAUUUUCUGAUUCAUUUCAAAGUCCAAAGAGAAACCUCAUCUUUUAGUGUUUCUGUUUUAUUUUCUCUGUAAUUAUAACAAAUACAAACAUGAGACUGUUUCUUUUUGUCCCAGAACUCCAGCUCGGACCACAGGAUCCAGCUCGACCUCGGCCUGUGGGACAAAUUCAGCGAGCUCGCCACCAAGUGCAUCAUCAAGGUGGUGGAGUUUGCAAAGAGGGUGCCUGGUUUCACCGGCCUGACCAUCGCAGACCAGAUCACCCUGCUGAAAACCGCCUGCCUGGACAUCCUGGUACAUCUUUCUGUUGUCUUAAAGUCCUAAACUUGACAAUCUUGUAAAUCUGAUGGUCCUGUUUGCUAUUUUGAACUACACAAAAACAUCAGUCUGAAGGUCAGCAAACUCCUCACAGGAGCUUUAACCUUUAGUGGAUCUUGACUUAUUCUGACAGCUGACAUUUACAGUCAAACUGACGAGUAGCAGCUGCUCGUCUGUCGUCACCACAGGGCGUGAUCGUUGACUCUGACGUUCCGGGGGAGUGCCACUUAGCAACCACUCUGUUUUGUUUGGACUGUACAUGUGUUUCCCUGAAGAGGCUUUCGAGGAAGUCUUCGUUUUUUUUUUUCACUCCCUCUCUGGCACCAGUUUAAACCCGAGUUAUGUAACACAGGUGAAGGGGAUCACACAGGCUUUCUUUCUUUCUGUUCGGGUUUUUAAAACUUUAUUUGGCACCGACUUCGACUGGAGUUAAAAUAAUUCACAUUGAUAAAAAACAGGAUACCUGCAAAAGAGAACAUCAGAACAAAGAGGAAACAGAUUUUUACAGAUGCAGCCGACAAGGAAACAUCAGAGGAGUGAAAAACCCGAACAACGAACUCGUUUACCUCGUCUCUACUGUAGCCUGGAAAUUAACCCUUUCAUGUAGAAAUCAUCAAGUCACAAAACAAAUGAAAGGUCAACUUAAUGGAUACACAAAGAAACAGAACAUAAUAUAUGUGGAGGAGAAAUUUGAGGAAAAACAUCGCUCUUUAUCCCAAAACUUACGAUAUUUAUUUAAAUCUGAUAUGGCAACUAAGUCCAUGACUUUCCUCUCAGUCUGUUUGUGUGUUUUUCAUCCUCAAAGGUAACCAUACACACACAUCUCUGUCCCCAAAUUAAGUGUCACCUCCUAAAAAUGAAGGAUAAAAUUUAAAGCUCCUGUAAGGAACUUUCACUUUGUGUCCGUUUGGUCGUUCUUUUGUCUGGUUUUCUGAAAUGAGACUUAACUCGGUACAUCCACUCUUCUGCUCCCCAUUUUUAAUUUCUGAUGAUUCAAGAUCUUGAACUGACAAAAAUAAAGAAAACUAAAUUAACUUUGUUCAGGGAUUCACUGCCUUGUGGUUGAGAUCUGUCACACAGACUGUGAAAUGAUAGACGUCUGUUAAUCCCUCUUCUUACACGAGCUGCUCUUACUCUGUACGAGAGGGGAUUAUAAGUCUAAGAGUCGGACUUUUAAAGGAGGAGUUUCCAAUUGGAGUUUUCUCUGAUUCUGAAAUAGUGUUACUUAUGCGGCUUCAUAACCUGCAUAAUUAAAUAAGAUGAUCAUGAUUAACUCUUUGUACUGAGUUUAGGUACCUGUGUUUGGGGCACAGAGGUUAAUACUGAGCGCUCACAUUGAAGUGUCUGCUGGUGAAGUUUGAAGCUUUAAUGAUUUUCUUUAUGCAGAAUGUUUUAUAGUCACGACUGAGACUGGAGCGGGAUUAGAGAAUAAACAUCCGUUUUUUCAUAAAUACAGUACGAUACGAUUGACCCAGCUUCUGCUCUCCUGUAAAGUUUUUUUUUCUACAUUCAUGAACUUUAUUUUUUCUUUGUUUUUUCUUUUUCUGCAGAUUUUGAGGAUUUGCACUCGCUACACUCCGGACCAGGACACCAUGACUUUCUCCGAUGGGUUGACCCUGACCCGGACUCAGAUCCAUAAUGCCGGAUUUGGACCUCUGACUGAUCAGGUGUUCACGUUUGCUGGCCAGCUGUUGCCCCUGCAGAUGGACGAAACGGAGAGCGGACUCCUUAGCGCCAUCUGUCUCGUCUCUGGAGGUACUGAAGAAACGACAUCAGAUAAUAUAACAAUAAAUUAUGACAAGUGAGAUUUUACUCAUUCAUUCACCUGUCAUGGAGACUGAGUUUGUCUGUUAAAGACGGAGUUGAUCUGUUUGUCUGCACAGACCGUCAGGAUCUGGAGGAGCCCUCGAAGGUGGAGGUGCUGCAGGAGCCGCUGCUGGAGGCGCUGAAGAUUUACUCCCGCAAACGGCGACCCAGCAUGCCGCUCAUGUUCCCCAAAGCCCUCAUGAAGAUCACCGACCUGCGCAGCAUCAGCGCCAAAGGUCAGAGAGCAACAACAAUAACGUUUCUAAGAGGUUAAAAAAAGAGAAGAUGACCAAGCCUUUUCUCACCUGCACAUCAUUCUCUCAAGUCUUGGCUGUCAGAAGAAGAAAUACUGGGAUUGGAAAGGAAGGUUGGAUGGAAAAAGAGGAUAGACAGAAAGAAGAGAAGAAGGAAAGGAAGGAAGGAAGGAAGGGGAGAAUAGAUGGGAAAAAAGAGGAAAGGAAGGAAGGGAAUAUAGGAAUGGAUAGAGAAAAAAGAAAGAGAGAAAGGAGGAAAAAAUUGAGGAAUAAGAAAGAAAGACAAGAAGGAUGGAAGGAGGAAUAGAAGGACAGAAGAAAGAAAAGAAGGAAGAAAGGAAAUGAAGGAAAAAAGAGAGGAUGGAAGAGGGAAAAAAGACGAAAACAAAAGGAAUGAAUGAAACUUUCUUCUAACCGACCUACCUGUCUUCCUUCCUUCCUUCCUUCCUUCCUUCCUUCCCUCCUUGUUGGUCAUUUAACUGUUACAUGUAUAUGAAGAGUGUUUGUAUCUGGUAUGGACAUAAACAGGUGUGACGUUCACUUCAUGAACACAGGUGUUUGUUUCCACAGGAGCUGAGAGGGUGGUGACCCUGAAGAUGGAGAUCCCCGGCUCCAUGCCCCCUCUGAUCGAGGAGAUGUUGGAGGAUCUGCAGAACCUGGAGAAACACCAGAACAAACACUCGGACACAGCCGCUCCCCUCAGCACAUGAAACCCUCUCAAGUUUAUUUCAAGUUUCACUCUGAAGCUGCUCAAAGACUCUCGGUCCGGUUUUCCCUCCUGGACAAAAACACUAACAAGUCCUCCAGCUGCGGUCCAGAGGGAGUCCUGUGUCUUACCUCAUGUGUUUGUCUGGAGAAGAGUGAGUGGAUAUUCACAGAUUGUGUUUAAGAGUUGUUACACUAAUGACGAAGCUGAUUGAAGAAGAGCUCGUUUCUUUGUUCUGCCUUGAGGAGGAAAAGAUGCAGGAGUUAAAUCUGUGCUUUAUUUCUAACUCCCCUCUCUGCAGACUUCACGUAACCGCUCCAGCGUCUCUGUUUCAGGUUCCUGCUGUAUUUAUAUUUGCAUGAGAUGUCACACAGAUUCAUUUUACCUCAUGAAAUAGCAACAUCUUUAGAGUUAGCGUAGAAAAAAUAGUUUGUUUCUCACCUUUCACCUUUGUCUUUUGAACAUGUAAAGAGGAAAAGCUCUGAUUUAACUCAAACAUAUUUAGAGAAAAAGGCAGAUUUAUAUUUACAAAAGGGAAACUUUAAAUAUAUGAAAGUAUAACUCAUGAGAGGCGGAUGCAGAUACAGCUCAGUUCACAGAAAAUACGAAACACUGUAAAUACAUUUAAAGGAAAAGUCAGCGAUUUUUGAAUAUCUCUCUCUGAGUGGCGUGUUGGAGGUUGAGAUCCAUAUCAAUAUCAAGUUGUGGGUAAAGUCUGAGAUUUUAUGGCAAAUAUGAUAAGAAAUACUCUGUAGUUCAUUGUCCAAAGUGUGACAUCUUUUCUGAGGAAAAUUUACAAAGUGAUCCGACUUCUUGCCUAAAGGUCCUUUCACACCAGGGCUGUUUUUGUCGUGCGAUUAUUUCGGACGUCAACAUUUUUUUCGAACCCGUAUCCUGUCAGUACAAGCGUUCACAACAGCGAUGUUUUCCCAUCCUGCGAUAUCGCAGCAUUUAUUUUUUCGUUUCACUGUAAAUUUUUCCAAAGUUUCUCAUACUGUGUGUCCACUAAUGACCAAUCAGAUUCACCGGUAUAUCCAACAUGGCCAACCGGCUGAUUGUUUACGUAUCGGAGAACAGAGUGCUUUUUUACAAAGGCCAAUCAGAGGCAAGGGGGCGGGACUUCCCCCGGCAAAUCUUCCCCGGGAUUCUUCCUUUUCCCCCCCGGAAAGUUGCAAAAUCGCAUCGGGCUUGAUGUGUAUAGUCAGGCGUGUCAUAAUUCGCCUCUGAAUAUUUCGUAAUUUUGCGUUCUAUACUUGCGUCUGCCUGGGUGUGUAAGGACCUUUAAACUGCACAAAAAUACUACUUAAUAAGCAGCCAGUAGUCUUGAAAUAAAACAUGCAAAAUUAUUAGAAUCAGUUUUUUUUCACCCUAAAAUAUUUUGAAUCAACUGUUCUUAUUUUGUCAGAAAAACGUGGAGAUGUAGUUUCUACUAACAAAGUCAGAACCUAAAGAGAGAUUGUGAGAUAAAGUGCAGCAUGAAACCACAAAUGUAUUAAUAUUAUUAUUAUUAUCAUACCUGUUUUUACCGAAUAAACGAACAAAUAAAUAUCAGAACAGAUUUAUUUUAUUUCAGGAGCCCUUCGAUCACAUCCAGACAACCUUUAUCCUUCUGUUUUCUCUCCAACAGAAGUCAAACUCUAGUGAAUUGUUUUGCAGUAUCAAAUAUAUAUAAAGAUUUUGUACAUUGUAAGUAAGCUAAACAGUGUUAUUUUUAAGUACAUGUUUUAAUCUCAGAUGGUAUAUUCACAGUUAGGCCUGAAUUUUCCUAAAAAUAACCGAUUUUACUCUGUCGAUACUGAUCUUUUCUUUGUUCUUCCUAAUUUUGAAGCGUUUUCUACUGCGAUAACUUUUGUAUUUCAUUUAACAAAACUUGUACACCCUUCCAAAGGCACCAGUGAAAGAGACAAAAAUCGAAAACAUGAACAGGAAUGUUUGAUGAGUAAUUAAAUCUGGAACUUGGACGGUAAUUGUGCCUAAAAAAAACAACAGACUCUCCAUGAAUCGUUGUGAUAAUUUAUAACAUUUGUGUACAAACCUGAAAGAGAUCAUGUGCCUACUCUCAGCGUGCCAACAGCUUCCAUUUCUGGACAUUUUUCAUGUUUUACAAAAGUAUUAAACCUGGAACAGAUCACUUCUCAUAUGUUUUGUUGGUCUAUUAAAGUCUUGUGUACUGAG
This is a messenger RNA of Xyrichtys novacula (pearly razorfish), 18500 nucleotides long. The record is from the annotation of a GenBank genome assembly. NCBI's taxonomy places the organism in Eukaryota, Metazoa, Chordata, Actinopteri, Labriformes, Labridae.